AGAGAAGGAAGGAGGACUAAGAAAGCAAUGACCUUGCUGCUGUCACUGUAUCCCAAGAUACUCUAGCGGAACGGUGUCCAGUCAAGUUCAAGCUACACCAGUGCGUUGUCAGGUAGAGUUGGGAUCUUCCCCUUGCACUCGUUCCUACGUUUUUUAAAGUUAAUUCGGCGUUGCUCGAUCGUUUGUUUCGGUUUCAGUGCACUGUGCUGAUUUUUAAUAUUCUACCACUGUCGAAGGCUCGUACAAUUCUGAUAACCGGGACAACCAAGUGGAUGAACAUUUACUGGCAGAAAGCCGUACGAUGUUUGUAUUAAAAGAGGAAACCCUGGCUAGGAACUCUAGAACCGGCUGCCCUUCGUCGACCUUAUGGUUGUACCUUACGGUGGAAUUUUUGAUUGGUACGUUUCUAUCCGGCAUUCUGGCCAUUCUCGCGAUCGUUAAAGCCCUGCUGCCGAAACCACCCAGAGAUCUAACCGGCGAUGUAGUAGUGAUAGCUGGUACAGCGUCAUCCUUAGGCGUGGCUCUCGCGGAAGAGUUUGCCAAGGAUGGGUGUUCCGUGAUCUGCGUGGACAGCGACUCGAAUUUGAUCGAGGAAACGGUCUCCAGACUGAGAACGAGUUAUCCCAGGAUCGAGGAAGUUGAAUCAAGGCACAGUAAGAACGACACACCGCGGCUAAAAUCAACGAUAUCGUCUUACGAGUGCAACUUGCUGAACAAGGAUGAUAUAGGAAGAACAGCGCGGAAGAUCAAGGACGAGAUUGGAAGAGUCGACGUCCUGGUAACCUGCGUCGGUACAGUGGACCAGGAUAUUUUUGACACGGCCAGCAAGACCUUGAUGAGUCAUUUCUGGACGGUUUUAGCAUUUUUACCAUUGAUGCUGUACCAGAAACGAGCACACAUUGUUGGUGUCACGCCAGUAGCAUCAAGUACCGAUGCGUAUCACAGUUCAAGGGCAGCAAUAACUAGUCUUAUGGAGAGCUUGGGCCAAGAAUUGAGUAAUCACAGUAGCCACCUAAUGUUCCUGGCAUUCUCGCCAAUCGCAGACCACUGUGCACUGAAAGAGAGGAAGCAACAGGUAGCGAGAGACAUCGUGCAUGCAGUCAGAACGGACCAAAGCAACUUGAGUGUCAGUUGGAUGUCCAGGUUUCUAUAUCGCCUAAGUUGCGCUACGUACCACGGAAUAACAACGUUCAUGGAGUUUAUUUACUCGCAAGGAUGCGAUUAUUCAGCAUAAAUCUCACUCAGUUUUCUAGAUCACGAAGAAUAGCGUUAAUGAAACAAGAACAG
Molecule: messenger RNA, 1287 nt
Organism: Colletes gigas
Lineage: Eukaryota; Metazoa; Arthropoda; Insecta; Hymenoptera; Colletidae
Product: estradiol 17-beta-dehydrogenase 11-like
Exons: 8
Coding region: 302-1234 (310 amino acids)
Molecular function (GO): oxidoreductase activity, acting on the CH-OH group of donors, NAD or NADP as acceptor
Source: RefSeq, a predicted model, not a curated record